GCAGAGAACGUUGGUUCGCUUUGCUUAGUAUAGUUGACGAUCUGUUUUUGUAGUGACGGUGAGCGCGAGGAAAUUUUUCGUGUAUCGCGUGCACUAUUAUGCUCUAAAUGUGUUAUGAAGUAACGAACAUCAAUCGCGUUGGGAUCGAAUUGUGCGAUUACGAUUUUUUAUAUUUUUCUGUGUGUUGAUGCGAUUCAUCAAUUAAUUUGUUAAAUAUUUUUAUUCUGUUUCGUUUAUGUAUUAAAUUUAUGUAGUUCGUAUUCGUCGAGAUAAAUCUUUCAAUAUAACGUUGUUCUAAAUGUAUCGUAAUAGUGACGGUUUUGUUAUUUGAUUUUUACCUCCGAUUAUCAUUAUCGGAUUAAAUUCGAUCGUUUUCGAAAAAAGUGUUUUAUUUAUUGAUUUUUUUUUGAAAUUGUUGUUGAUUGUUGCCGAGAAUCGUUGGCUGAAUGUAAGCCAGUGUGUCGUAUCGGUGGAUAAAUCGUCGAAUCACGAUCGAGAUCGAGCAUUCGUCUUAACAGUAUGUAUUUUUCACAAGCGGGUCAGCUGGGGCCACCUCAGCACCACAUAACCAGCCAUCAUCCGGCGCUCACGCAGACGCCCACGUCGCAGCAAGGUCCGCAUCACCAUCACGGUACGACUCCGAAUAAUAACAAUGUAAAUAGCAAAAAUCAGAACACGGAUAGGGUGAAAAGGCCGAUGAACGCGUUCAUGGUAUGGAGCCGAGGUCAACGCCGAAAGAUGGCUCAAGAGAACCCAAAAAUGCACAAUUCCGAGAUCUCUAAACGUUUAGGCGCCGAAUGGAAAUUGCUCAACGAACAAGAGAAAAGGCCGUUCAUAGACGAAGCGAAACGAUUACGUGCCGUACACAUGAAAGAGCAUCCAGAUUACAAAUACAGGCCGAGAAGAAAAACGAAAACGUUGCUGAAAAAAGACAAAUAUCCAUUAGGUACCGGUUCUCUGUUAUCGCAAACGAAUCCGGCCGGCGAGCCGAGAAUAAACGCGUCGUCAGCGGGCACUUGCCAAGUAGUCGGUAGAGAUGCCGGUAUGUACCAUCAUCAGAUGUCCAACGGGUAUCUGCCCAACGGCUACGUUAUGCAUCAUGACGCCGCCAGCAGCUACCAGCAGCAUCACGCCGCCGCAGCCUACAAUACCCAUCUGUCUGCGGCCAGCGCCGGAUACAGAUACGAAAUGCCUCCGCAAAUGCAUGCCAAUUUAGCGUCCAGUAAUUAUAUUAACGGUGUUACCUAUCCUGGUGGUAUGUAUUCUUCACCUUCAGAAAUGGCUCAUUUAUCCGUAAAUCCAGGAUCUCCUUAUCAUAGUCAAUUGGCAGGACCGCCUCAUAGUCCUCAGAGCGGCUCUAGCGUCAAGUCCGAGCCCGUGUCGCCCGGCUCGACCGGCGUUCAUACUCCUACACCGACAAAUACCAAAAUUUACAAUUCCGGACCGCCAUCGGCCGUCACCAAUUCCAGCGGCGAUAUUAAAAGUAUGAUCAAUGUAUACCUUCCACCUGCUGCCGAUCAAUCCUAUGCCCCACAUCCCCUAGUAUGGAAUCAAUGUUGAUUGUUGAAUUUUUCAGUUUUUUCUCUUUUUAUUUUUUUUCUCUUCUUUUUCUUUUUUUUCCUUUUUUUUUAAAUUUUACUUCAUUAAGUUUACAAGAAAAGAACAUUGUGUAAAUAUUAAUAUACGUAAUUCUUUUUUCGAA
This is a messenger RNA of Planococcus citri (citrus mealybug), 1702 nucleotides long. It is a transcript of the gene SoxN, whose product is annotated as SoxNeuro. The record is from RefSeq and is a predicted model, not a curated record. Gene Ontology annotation, molecular function: RNA polymerase II cis-regulatory region sequence-specific DNA binding; DNA-binding transcription factor activity, RNA polymerase II-specific. Lineage: Eukaryota; Metazoa; Arthropoda; Insecta; Hemiptera; Pseudococcidae. Bases 520 to 1560 code for a protein of 346 amino acids. Gene Ontology annotation, biological process: cell differentiation; anatomical structure morphogenesis; regulation of DNA-templated transcription. The transcript has a single exon.